GUGACGUAGGAGCAGUUGUGAUCAUGUGAUCAACUACAGGCACGACCAAUGAACACAGCCAUGAGUAACGCGUGGCAUCACUCUAGGAGGGGUCGAGGACACAGGCAUAAGGAGCAGGGUCGACCGAACAGGGAGCGAGCGGUUGAGCAGAAAGCUGAAGACUCGGUGCCCAGCGGCGCCUGUAUGACUAUGUGCCCUGCCUAUGAAUUACGCCAGCGGGAGGCCCAGAAUCGACUGCACAGGUUUGAGAUGUUGGCCGGCACAGAGCGGGAUCGCUUACCUCGUGCUGAUGUGUCACGUGCUGUCAAAGAGUACUCGCGACCUGCCGCUGGGAAGGACUCCACGAGAGCCAGUGACCUCCGGCCUCCGUCUGUGCUUUUAAAGACUGUGUGCUAUUUAGUUGAUGACAUUGCAGCUUCCUCUACAUUUCAGCCAUGGACGGAGGUGUACAGUUUCGUGUCUGACCGCCUGCGUAGCGUUCGGCAGGACAUGAUUAUCCAGCGUGUGUCGGGGCCGGACUGUGUGGCUGUGCUGGAGAAAAGCGUGCGAUUCCUUCUCUACGCCUCUUACAGACUCUGCGGGCAGCCACUUCAGUAUUAUGACCCGCGGAUCAAUGACACUCACCUCCAGGAAAGCUUGAGCUGGUUGCUGGAGAACUACAGAGAUGGGAAACACCGGCAUCAAGAGGAGUUCCAGGCCUUGAGUUUGCUCUAUAACUUGGGUUCAACUCAUACCCUUCAACAUGUUCUUGAGCUGCCCGAGAGAAUACGCAGCUCUCCUGCAGUUCAGCUUGCUCUGGCCGUAAACAGGGCACAUUCGGAGCGCAACCCGGUUCGGCUGCUCCGGCUAGCCCAGAGACUGGACUUCAUCCAGGUCUGUGCCGUCCACCGACACCUGCUGCCCUGCAGGAGAGACCUGCUCCUGCUCUACAGCCACGGGCACAGCAGCCGCAACUGCCGCUACCCUCUGCAGAGACUGGCACGCCUCCUCUCUCUCAAAGACCCGCUGGCGGCCGAGCUGUGCCGGGCGCACGGCGUCACCGUCAGCGGAGAGUGGGUGAGCUUCUCUAAGAGCUCCUUCAGUGAAGCUCCGUCUGCAGAUCUGCCGUGCAGGCGCACGCAUGAGCCGGUGGACGACGAGCAGUGGAACUGUCCCGCCUGCGGCGUGAUUCACGACUGUGCCUGAAACCACUGCUUUAAACUCUUGUUCAUUUGCACUUGGCGUAAUGUUCCAGAGGCAUUUCCCACUUCUGGAAUCAUGGUCAAAAAAGUUUCAAUAAAGUUUUUGUAUUUUAUAUAUAAGUGGUUCAGCAAUAUGGGUUUUUCAGUGGUCAUUGCCAAUAUUGACUACAGAAUCAUCCAAUGCCUAAUAAUUAGACAUGCUAGUGAUACAGUGUUUCUUAAUCAGUAGUGACACAAUGAAGCAAUACAAUAAUCUCUUUAAUGUAAAUCUUUUUAACAAAUGCGACGAGCAAAAUUACAUUUUGUGCAUCACUUGGUUUCUUUUCCUGAGGCGUUCCAAUGUCCCACCCAUGGUGAAAUCCUAUUGGUUCAAACUCUGCACCACGUUACUGCAUAUUAAACAUCAAAUAUGUUCUCGUUGGCUAUAAUUGUGCUGUGCAGAUAUUUUGUUUUCGACGUGAACAAAUUUGUUUGUUGAUGGAUAUUUGUCUCCUGGUUAUGAUGAGGUAUAAGGCUCAUAACAUUUCAUUCAGAGGUGAUGUAAACUUAAUCAAAUAAAUGAAUUAAAACUUUUUUAUACAGUAUAUACUAGAUAAAAAAAAAUAUUUAAUGGCAUUAUCCAGCAACAAGAGUUUAAGCACAUUUUGCUAAAUACUAAAUUAGCAAAUAUUGUCCGAUUACUAUUAGUGUCUAUGGAUUCAUGGCAUAUUAAAUGAAUAGCAGAGAAUUAACAACAUUAAUAACAAGUCAUAACAAAACCAUGUAAGCAAAAGAGUGUAAUUCUGAUCUAAAGAGUUAAAUGUUACAAAGAAAUAAAAAUGAACAAUAUUAGUAACAAUUCAAAAUAAAUCCCUGUAAAA
Pimephales promelas (fathead minnow) is the source of this 2041-nucleotide messenger RNA. It is a transcript of the gene sac3d1, whose product is annotated as SAC3 domain containing 1. Gene Ontology annotation, cellular component: spindle; nucleus; centrosome. Gene Ontology annotation, biological process: spindle assembly; centrosome duplication. The record is from RefSeq and is a predicted model, not a curated record. Lineage: Eukaryota; Metazoa; Chordata; Actinopteri; Cypriniformes; Leuciscidae.